This is a messenger RNA of Phytophthora sojae, 6822 nucleotides long. RefSeq lists its product as hypothetical. The record is from RefSeq and is a predicted model, not a curated record. The transcript has 7 exons. Gene Ontology annotation, cellular component: cytoplasm; ubiquitin ligase complex. NCBI's taxonomy places the organism in Eukaryota, Oomycota, Peronosporomycetes, Peronosporales, Peronosporaceae. Bases 1 to 6822 code for a protein of 2273 amino acids. Gene Ontology annotation, biological process: protein ubiquitination; ubiquitin-dependent protein catabolic process via the N-end rule pathway. Gene Ontology annotation, molecular function: ubiquitin protein ligase activity; zinc ion binding.
AUGGUGGCGAUCCGGGGGAAGAAGACCAAGGCUUCGGCCAAGCCCAAGGCGGCGGCGGUGGACAAGGCCGCGUCCAAGGCCAAGGUGCCCGCCUCCAAGGAGGCCGAGGCCGCGGCGGUCACGCGGCUCACGCCGCAGCAGCAGCUCUCGCGUCGCCGCGAGCAGGAAUACCUGGAGCUCGUCCGCUUCGCGCUGCACAGCAACCUCGCCCGUGGCGAGGCCGGCAGCGCGCUGGCCGCGGGGCAGUCGGUCUCCAGCGUGUGUAACGCACUGAUCACGUCGCUCUGCGCGUCUGCGAAGGAGAAGGCGCUCGCGCCCGCGCAGAUUCUGGCCAAGCUGCCGCGCACCGAGCGCAAGCGCAUAUGCGGUGCCAUCUUCUCGGCCGACGAGAUCGCCUACAGCUGCCGCAACUGCCAGUUGGACACCACGUGCGUCAUGUGCAAGGACUGCUUUACGCACAGCGACCACGCGGGCCACGACGUGUAUUUCCAGAGAACGACGGCGGGCAGUUCCUGCGACUGCGGAGAUUUACAUGCGUGGAAGCGGAGUGGAUUCUGCUCAAACCACAAAGGAGCGGAAGGAUCCGAAGGCGGAGCAAAGAAGCAAAAGUUGCCCAAACAUAUUGGAUUGACAGCGCCGGUGGUGAUCGAUGCAGUUGUGGAGCACAUUUACCAGGUGUUAUUGGGAGUGGAUUAUGGAUUCGAGCUGGCGGAGGCGCUUGAGUUGUUUACGAGAGAUCUUCCGCCUAAAUUUCUACCGAUCCAGAGCGAUACCGAUGUGGCAGACGCUUCAGCUGCUGCAGGCUCGAGCCGAGCGGUGUCGACGCGGUCUACCCGACUUUCAGCGCAGUUUACCGCUGAUCCUGGCGCAAGAACAAAUGGACCGGGCGGACGGCUUGAGGCGCAGCCUAAAGAAGUGAAGCGCGAGUCGAUCCUUUCAGACAACGGCUCGACUACCGGUGUGCAAUUUGGAAUUCGCUUGCACAAUGACGAUGUGCACUCGUUGAAUGAAGUGAUCAACCAUCUUUACGUGGAGUUGGGGAUGUCGAAGCCUCAAGCGCGCACAGUAGUUCACCAAGUGGACAGUCAGGGCGAUGCAACGAUCUCAACUAAGCCGUUGCUGUUGUGUCCGGCAGUUGUUGGAAAUCUGGUUCGUCGCUCGCUGAACAUUUCGGUGGCACCGACGUGGUGGGAAAAACAGAUGGAAGGAGUGCCUGCCCUUUUGGAGUGGCUACAGUUUGUCAGCACCACCUCGGAUGGUCUCAGUGAACUAGUGUCUGAAGCGUUGCAAAAGCAGCGGUCGCCAGAUCUCAGAGGAUUUCUUCCUGUUUCGCACAAUUUGGCAAAAGGCAAGACGGUACAAGAAUUUGUGAAGGAGCGCAGCAUUCGUUUGCACAAUCAUGCCUUAGAUGUGCUCGUUGCGCUGAUCGCAGGAGAUAAAGACGUCUUUACGUGGGCAUCUGAACAGGAAACGGCACAGCGACAGCGUUUCGAUUUCAGAGCAGAAGGUGUCCAAACUGCAGUAGCAUCUGCAGGAUUCCUGGCGGAAGGGAACCGGGUUAGCUGCAAGAACGUAUUUAUUGAAGAGUUUGUCAAGGGUGUGUCGCUGAGCCCCUCAUAUCGCCGACAUGACAAUGUUCGAAAAAGUUUCGAUGCCGUUGUGUCGAAGUACUUCACUGCCGAAGGGGUGCAAACGUCUGAAAGUUUUUCGGCAACUUCUUCGGCUCUGGCGUUGCUGAUGCGAUACGACUGUACGUUGCGGAAGAACGUGGUGGAAAAAUCGCAUUCGUUUUUGCGUGAGCACUUGGUCGACAUUCAAUUUCGGGCGAGCAUGUUGGAAGCAUACUUGCGAUCAUACGCCUCGAUGACGAGCAUGUUCUUGCGCGGUUUGGGCAACUCGAGUGAAUCGAUUUUUGAUUUUGCUGUGCAGUUCCUGACAGUGCCUCAUCUAGUACAGAACUACACAAAGAAAGAGGUCUCGAAGCACCCUGGGCGACUGGAACUCGUUCGCGAAUUGCUCUGUGCUCUGAACACGGUAUUUCAGUCGGCCGUCAACGAGAAAGACAAGAUCCUAAACGCGGAUCACCCUGCGUUAAGCAGUCAGAAGUACAAGCAUUGCAUCGAAAAUAUGGAAUACGUGUUCAAUAUCGGUACGCUUUCGAGCGAGCUGGUCUGCAAUGAGGACAAUUUGAAGGUUUGGCUGUCGUGUCUGAGUAUUUUACAGGGCGGUGAUCCUCAAGUCCGUCGAGGUAUCAACCAGAAUCACGUGGAAUACGAGUCCGACAGCUGGUUGGCGAUGUUUAACCUUGGUAUCCGCGUCCACUCAGUGUUUGCUAUUUCCUGGAACGGCUAUAAGCCGUCAGAGUUUGAAUGCCCCGAAGCGAAGAUAUCAGAGACCUUUGGCCCGAUUAUUGACGCUACCCUCUCUUCCUCAGCUCACCUGAAUGAAAAGGUGAAAAAGAAGAAACUGGUUUCUGUGGCAAAGCUUGCGUCUGGAAGCAAACGGGGUGCUGGGGGUCGCGAAAAGUCCAUUGUGACGUACGACUUCAACGUUGCAUCUCAGCCUACUUCUCUCCACAUCCCUUUGCACCGUUUCCUGACCGCUGCAGUUCGACAUAUCUGCAUCAGCCCAACUGGUUUAGGGAGCUCGAUUCCAGCAGAUGGUCUCUUGAGGGUGUUUGGAUUUGAUAAGUUGCCGGCUGACAAGCAGUGGGAGCUUGUGGAUAUGCCUCUCCGUUGCCUGGUGAUGGCAUCUCAAAUUCACUCCAACCUGUGGCGCCGAAAUGGAGAUGAAAAUAUGCUGGCACAAUUGUACAACUACUCGGCGCUACCGUAUUGUAUUCAUUACCGCGACGCAGAUACGCUCAUGCUGCAGCUCGGUGUCCUCAUGACGGGUCCAGACGCGCUCUUGUCUCGAAUGGUGGAUCGAUUUCAACUGGGCAGUUUUUUCGUCUUGACCGAUGGAAGUGGUGCUGCAGCUUCCAACGAUGCCACGAGUGGAUCUGACGACUUGGCGAAACAAUUUGGAUAUUCGCCGCUGGAACAAGGUAUCGACGAGCAGCAGCGCUUGCAGAUGCUUGAGGAAUUUCUGCGCCUCGUGAUUAUCGUUGGUACCAGUCUCCCGAGCGCUACCGGUGUUGCAUACGACGAUGAGUUUCUUGCGGAAGAAAUGUUGCAGCAAUUGUGCGCGAAAUCACUCCCUUUCAGCAAACUGUUUGACCUUGCUAUCCUCCCGUCAGGACAAGAUGAUAUUCCUACAGCGCGACUUGAAGGAGUUCUUCAGAAGGUGUCCAAUUUUGUCGCGCCGUCGGGAAUGGAACCGGGUCGGUACGAAUUAAAGGAGGGUUUAUUGGAGAGGUACAAUCCUUAUUUCCUCCACCUGAAUCGUGAAGCACACGAGUUAGCUCGUGAUCGUUGGACAACCCAUCGCAACGCAUGUCGCCAAAAAGCCAAGAAGUCUAACCCCGAUGCCCCUCCGAAGGAACCGUUGAAGGCCGCCAGAGCUCCAGUUGAGUUUCUUCGUCCAGUUCAAACAAUUUUGACUUGUGAAAGCGCUGUUGCAAUUCUUCAGGUGAUUCUUUGGAAGGUAAUUUCUUCGGCCCACACUUCAGCGACGUCGGGCUCGGAGGAUAGCGUAUCGGACGCCGUGAUUUCGACCUGCUUGCACUUGCUGGUGCAUGGUGUUCACACGGCCUCGGAAUCAGCAGACCGCCGCUUUUGGACGCGCUUGAGCAAACCGAAUACGGCCACUUCUAAGCUGUCGGUGCUGAAUCUUCUGAGUCAGCUGCUAGCCCAAGCGGCAACAUUGCUCGACAGCGAACAGACCGGGACGGUGGAGUGGCUCAUUUGGAAAAUUACUACAGAAUCGCCCGCCUGUAGAAAAGUGUUCGAGCAGCUAGCAAACGACGCAAAAGCGAAGGAAAAGAAACCGGAAGUGUCUCCAUCGAUAGUGGGUAGCACUACACAAGGCGGCAACUCUCCACCGAUGACCUUGGAACAGCGCAAAAUGGAAGCAAGAAAGAGAGCAAUGGCUGCGAUGGCGAAACGCCAGGCUGCGUUCCAGGCAAUGCGCCAAAAGGUGGAUACUGAGCCCUGCUACAACUGCAUUCUCUGCCAUGACAGUUCGUCACAGGGUCAAAUGGGAGUGGCGGCCUACGUCCACCAGUCGACUGUUCUCGCUCCUGGAUUUAGACCUGAACCCCACGAAGCACUGGGUCCAGAGGGUAAGAAGGUGCGUAGUCACGUGAAGAAAGUCAUCGAGAAGAUGGAGUUGUGCUCUGGUGGAAGCUCGACGCCGUCUGAUACGGCGAACUCUCCAUCCCCUACUCUGCGUGCAUUCGCUACUUCUUUUCCCGAAUGGUACAUGGAUGGAUCGUUGGAGGACCAGCUUACUCGUGAUAACACGGCGCAGAAUAGCCCGCGCCCACCAGUGGCUCGUCGCCAAAACAACGACCGCAUUCGGUUCGGAAAUGGUCCUGUAAUUGAAGGUGAGCUUCUGCAAACUGAUGAUGAAUUGGAGGUUCUCGAAAGCGUCAUGGAUCUUCGCGAGGACCAACAGCUUUUUCCAAUGGACAUGCGUGGUGCUGUAAGCUUGGACCUUCGUGGAGAUCGUGUGGAACCUCGCAGAUUGGGUGGUCGCGAAGUAGCUGGAGGUGCUGCUGCGCGUCGCCAAGGAGCACCGAUGGAUGACAGUGACGACGAUGAUGAGUUUUCAUCGCGUUUCCGUUUGGAACGCAUGCCUCCCGGCUUUGGUCGCCCUCACGAAAGUGCUAAACUCUAUCUCACUCCUUGUGGUCUACAUGUCCGAACGUGCCAACAUGCAGUCCACAUCCACUGCCUCGAGCGGUACAUCACGUCCUUGCAUGAUAAGGCCAUGCGUGGUGAAGAGUUUGAUGGUGUUCAAGCGAUAGAUCCGGAUUCGGCAAUGACGCAGUUCCUCUGCCCGCUGUGCAAAACGUUGAGCAAUUUCCUGAUCCCUACCUCCGAGCCCCGAAUCUCGAUUGUAAAGGAGAACGAGCAUGACCGUAAACGCUCUGCAGUUGCGUCCGGAGACGAGGAAACGAAGUCUCGAACAUGGGACACAAUUGUGGAGGAGCAAUUGUCGAUGCCGGGGUGGUAUCGUUCGGUGCUUGGGCGCGAUGGAGGAUUUGAAGACGACGAAAAUGAAACUGAGCAUGAUUUGUGGCGGGAUUACUUCGAGGAGACGCUUUGGGAGCCUCAUGGUAGCCUUGAGAAGGGCGCACCUUUCUUAUGGUCCGCGUGUGCUUUCACGUUGGCAUCUUUCUUAACUGUUGCUGAUGACGAACAUCGCAGUGCAUCUGGGUCGCCUGCUCCGUUCGAUCCGCUUGCGGAUCCCUGUCCACCGUCUCUGGAGAAGGAGAUGGAGUCGCUAAUAGCAGUCACGAAGUUCUGCCGAUGGACAUUUUCCCUUUUGGAGCACAGUGCCGACGCAAAGGUCAUCUGGGAGACAGCUAAACGCUGUUGCCCGAUCAACACUGAAACCAAGCGCGACUACCGCAAGUUCACAAAGGUCCUCGGCUCUAUUGAUGCUUGCCUUCGGGGUACGAUCCUGGGCUUGCUAGUAGCGGACACAUUCACGGCUUUCGUCGUUGCUUGCGUGAUCGCAGACGAGCUCGAGACUAUUUGGCAGUUUAUCCCGGUUUUUACCGCAGCAGAUCUGUUGCAACGACUUCAUGCCGAGUUCUUCGAGCCUAGCAAGUCACAGGGCACAUCACUGUUUCAAGACAAGUUCUCCGUUGUUGAAGCAAGUGAGAUUGAGAUGGCUUCUCAAGCAGCAGAAGGUGCUGAUGAGAGUAUGACUUCGCGACGAACCCGCAGUGGGCGUGCAAUCAGCCAUGUGGCAUCAACUCGACGUGCUACGACUGCUUCUGGCUCCGUACAGCAACUCAUGAAAGCGAUGGAAGCUGCCGGAGAUAGCGGCUCUGAAGCGUACGCUGUGUUACAGCUUCUGCUGCGAAUGGCUAAGGCGUUUCCUUCCGAGAAGCUGAAGCCACUCAGUUCUGCAGGCGAUAUCAAUAUGCGGCUGAAGCGCAUUUUGACACCGAAUGCGGCGUUUGUUCGGCGCAUGAAACUUUUCUGGCGCUGCCUUGCGGAUAAGGAGGCUAACGAUCCGGCAAACGCUAGGACAAUGCAGAUCCCCACCUUGGUCGAUAUUGCCCACAGUUCGGAUGCUACAUUCGACCAAAUCUGGCAAUGGUGUAUGGACCGCAUGCUCAGCAAGACACAUUUGGGCAGCUCGAAGGUCGGCGACAAGUGCGAACACACAGAAGGUUGCAGCGAGGCUUAUGUGGCGAGUAUGUUCAUCCUUCGCGAAGUGCCAUCACGACCACGCCUGAUUGACUUGCCUAUCCAGUACGACGAGCUCUACAGCGAAAUGGCAGGGCGGAAGUGUACAAGGUGCGACAAGUCUCCUUGUGACCCAGGCCUCUGUUUGAUUUGCGGUGAAUUUCUGUGCUGUGGAGACUCGUGUUGCACUCGUGCCUUCAUGCCACACGGCCCGCCUGUAGGCGAGUGCACCCGGCACGCUGCAGAAUGUGGAGGAGGAGUCGGCAUUGUGCUUUUGCUCGAGCAGUGCCGCAUCGCGGUUGUGGGCGGCAGCAUGGCAGCCUACUUCCCAAGCCCAUACGUAGAUACGCAUGGUGAAGAAGACAUUGGCCUCCAACGUGGCCGGCCGCUCCGUCUCGAUGUGGCUCGCUACCGGUAUCUGGAGUCGCUUUGGCUGAAUCACCGCAUCUUUACUGAGGUAUCGCGCCAGCGCAACCAGCGAGACCCGCAGUACACGAUCAACCUGUCGUAUCUGUAG